CGCGUCUCUUGUCUUUCUCUUUGAACCCAUUGUAGAGGUUCCACGUAUUCAUCCUUAGAAUCCCUUUCCAUCCAAGGAUGAUUCGGCCAUCUCUAGGGUUCGUUUUGCUUACUGCCUGCUAUAUUUUCACCCUAACCCCUGUGGAUGCAGACAUUAAUCAUGAUUUAGUUUUAAGCAAGGCUUCUCGAAAGAUAGACCUUUCUUCCCAACUGGUCAAAGUUUCCACCAGUAUAACUUUAGAUAAUGGCGGAAACCAGCCGGUCGACUCUUUUCACUUCGCAGUCGAUCCCUCUGUAGCUGAUAAUCUUGCUCUACUAUCUGCAUCGUUCAAAGAUGGUGACGACGAAACAGUCCAUUUAUCGGUGAAAGAGACAGUUAUCCCGUCUCAUAGGGAUCUCAAAAUCUUCUUGGUCAACCUUGCCACACCCCUACAGUCUGGUGGCUCGGUUGAUGUCAGUGUUGAGGAAGUCUUUGCUCACGCCAUGAAGCCUUUCCCGGCCAAAGUUGCCCAAUCUGACAAGCACCAGGUUCUGUUCACUGGUAACCACUACACCUUUGCAGUCUACAAAUCGAAGCAACAGUCUACAACCAUUACCCUAUCGUCAUCAAACAUUGAGUCAUACACCAAACUGAAGCCCAGUAGCCAAUCCGAUAACACAAUUACGCUGGGUCCUUAUAGUGAUGUGGAUGCCUUCAAACAAAGCACAUUGAAGGUCCAUUUCGAGAACAACUCCCCAUUCAUGGCUGUUGUUGACAUGCUGCGCAUUAUUGAGGUAUCACACUGGGGCAAUAUUGCUGUAGAGGAGACCUAUCACAUCAAGCAUGUUGGUGCUGAGCUCAAGGGAUCCUUCUCAAGAUAUGACUACCAACGAACCCCUGCACCAACCUCCAUCAAGUCUUUCAAGACCAUUCUCCCUGCCGCUGCUGCUGAUGUCUAUUACCGUGACGAGAUUGGUAACAUCUCAACCAGCCACAUGCUUAACCAGGAAGAGUCGGUGGAGCUGGAGCUCAGACCACGCUUUCCGCUGUUUGGUGGAUGGCAGACGCGCUACCUGAUUGGUUACAAUGUUCCUAGCUAUGAGUACUUGUACAGCUCAGGCAACAACUAUGUGCUCAAGAUGCGCUUCGUAGACCACAUCUUUGAUGAUUUUGUCAUUGACCAGAUGACCCUGAAAGUGAUCUUACCUGAAGGAAGCAAAGACAUCAAGCUGAAGACCCCGUUCCCUAUUAAUGAAGGCAAGCGAGAGUUGCAGUUCACAUAUCUGGAUACUGUAGGCCGCCCAGUGGUUGUUGCCCACAAGACGAACGUUAUCGAGCAACACAUCCAGGACUUUGCGCUCCAAUACACUUUCAACAAGGUGAUGUUGCUCCAAGAGCCUCUCCUUAUUGUUGGUGCUUUCUACCUUCUCUUCCUGUUGGUGAUCAUCUAUGUGCGCAUGGAUUUCUCCAUCAGUAAGGAUGAGGCAAGUGAGUCCAAGAUGAGAGCUGCUGGCCUUGUAGAGGAAGUGCUUCGCCUCCUUGACCGCCGCUGCGGCCUCUACAAUGUGUACAUGGAUGCUGUCUGCAAGUACAAGUCAAGCAAGGAUGUCGCAGCAUUCACCAAUGCCAGGAAGAAGUUGGACACCGACUACCGUGCAAUUGGAAACCAGGUCACCCAGCUGCAGAAACAGCUUGCCCAUGAGCAGUCUGACGCCGUGGAGAAGAUUGGUGAGCUCCAGCGCAAGGAGCACGAACGUAAGCAGCUUCUUGACCAAGCCAUUGUCAUGGCGGAGAAGGUGGUGAAUGGGCGACUGAACAAGCAGACGUAUGUGGACAACGAGAACAGCAACAAGCAAAAGAGAGAGCGAUUGAGUGGGGAGAUUGAAGCCAUUGCUGCUACUUUGUAAGGCGCCAGACGAAAAUAUGGACACUUAGGAAUUUAAGCCAUCUCACAAGUACCCAUAAACAGCAAAAAGUGAAUGAUGAUGUAUAGAUAGAUACAUAUGUAGGUUCAUAAAGCAUCAUACAAAGAAUCAGUAAAUUAUUAUAUACACUUUUUAGAUCAAUAACAAAGCAUACCAUUUUUACUUAGGUAGUUUACCAAGUUGAUCUGUCUGCUGUUUCUUUCAUGUUGUGAUGUCUGCCAUUUUUGUAUUAGUCUCAAAAAAGAAUAAUAUAUGCACACAAAUAUCAACUAUCAACAUGUUGUGUUCAAGUUUGUGCAUGCUGUAGAAGGAAACUUGUUAUUUCUCAGUGUCCUGUUUUCUAGCAGUAUUGAUGUCAAUGAAUUCUUGUUAUUAGGCCAUUAUUUGCAUUUUUAAAAGAGCCAUCUCUAAAACGAAGUGUAUUGAAUUGUGUACUUCACUAAUAAAAUUGUUACUAUUGUGUAAA
Molecule: messenger RNA, 2370 nt
Organism: Nematostella vectensis (starlet sea anemone)
Lineage: Eukaryota; Metazoa; Cnidaria; Anthozoa; Actiniaria; Edwardsiidae
Product: dolichyl-diphosphooligosaccharide--protein glycosyltransferase subunit 1
Exons: 10
Coding region: 78-1886 (602 amino acids)
Cellular component (GO): oligosaccharyltransferase complex; membrane
Source: RefSeq, a predicted model, not a curated record